AGAAAAAAUGGUUCCUUACUCUGUUCUGGACUGGAGAAACAGAGAAAGAAAGAAGAAGAAGAAGAAUGAAAAAAAAAAUGAGAAGAACUGAAGAACAGAAGAAGAAAGGAGAAAGGAGAAAGGAGAAAGGAGAAGAAAAAAUUACCUAGGUCAGCAAUGGCGAGUGUCGCGAGCGAGAAAGGAGAACUUGAGCUAGAGAGAAAGGGUCAGCAAUGGCGUCUCUGCUUUUGGAUUUCAGCUUCAGCAGCGAUGGAGAGAGCAGCGCCAUUUGCUGAGCAGGUGGAUAUCUCAUCGGGCGACUCAUCUUCCUCUGAUGCAGAUGAUCGCAAAACAGAAAACAAACAGCUGAAAAAUAAUAUCACCACUGGUCAACCUGUUAACGAACUUAUUUCUGAAGAUUCAAUGAUAAGAAGAGCAAGAAUGUACCAGGAGUACAUGCAGUUGGUCCCUAUUCCCACACACCGUGGCUCUAUUAUCCCUUUCACCUCAUGGGCGGGAUUAGCUGCAUCCAUUAAGCAGUUAUAUGGGCAACCACUGCACUACCUAACCAAUGUCCACAUGAAGCAGUGGGAUCAAAUGAGGUUUGGCACCAACGAUGAUGACGUUCCAUUAGAUACCAUCAUACAUCCUAGCAAAGCUGAAGCAAGCAUCUGGCUUAUUGAAGAAGUUCAUAGGCGUGCCUCAUCUCAUCAUUACAUUGCCCAACUUUGGCUUGCUGAUCCAAUGUAUCAUGCCUAUGUUGAUCCAAUUUUCCCAAAGCUGCAGAAUUCAUCAAAAUAGAUUCUUUUCCAAUCUAUCUUCAUUGACUUGGUCCAGACUACUCAUUAACCUUCUACUUGGGAAAAAAUUUCAUCUCCAUCACCCUUUCCAAACAACCAUGUUAUAUGAAAAAUUGUACAUCAUAAUGACUUGCUUUCACAUGUUGAUAGAGUAAUAUGUUUUCAGCACAUGGGCUAUAUGGUGAUCUUGUGUUUGUGCCA
Messenger RNA from Nicotiana tabacum (common tobacco), 980 nucleotides. Its product is annotated as protein RDM1-like. Lineage: Eukaryota; Viridiplantae; Streptophyta; Magnoliopsida; Solanales; Solanaceae. Gene Ontology annotation, biological process: gene silencing by siRNA-directed DNA methylation. Gene Ontology annotation, cellular component: RNA polymerase V complex; nucleus. The record is from RefSeq and is a predicted model, not a curated record.